AUGACUCGCUCCAUACCCGAAAGAUAUCGCAAUCUUGACCCCAAUCCUGCUGGAGAUAUUGACAGAGGAUCACCUCCUCUACCUGCACCUACUACACGAGUCCUGCGCUCCCAAACCAAGACCACACGACGGGUUGUAUCACCCGCACAUGCUGCCUAUAUACAGUCCGGAAUUGGCAAAGGCAAGAAGACAACAAAACGCCGUAAGAGUCUCGAUCCCUGGUAUCCCAAACGCAAAGUCAAUAAAAACCCAGAGCCUCGUGCUCCACCACCAAAACACUUCACAUGCCGUAUAUGCAUCUCGCACCUCCCCAGCUCGGACUUUGUACGCUGGGUCACUAGUAGUCGCGCAAGGUUUCGUACACGACUUGACGCACCAGUCUCCUGCAUCCCUCAUCUCGCCCGGAACCCAUCCCGUCGACACAUCGAUCCAGUCUGCAAGGCGUGCGUAGGAUCCUUCAUGGCAGCACGGCUCGAAACCCUCGGCGUGCGCCAAGUAAGCAUUGGGUGCCUGGAGCUCGGCUGCACGACCGCCUGGCCUUUGGACCUCGUAGUCCAGUACCUCCCGCGAGACAAACUGGAAGCGUUCAACCUCGCCACUUUCGACCUGUGGCGCGCCGACGCAGAGCUCUUCACGUGUUUAUCUCCCUCGUGCACUGCUGCCGGAUUCAUCGAUGCUUCCGCCCCAGGCUACCCACAGGUGCAAUGCAGCGAAUGUCGCUUCCGCUCCUGUGCAGCAUGCGCGACGCCCUGGCACACAGAGCAGACCUGCGCCGAGGUAUCGGCCGCCGCUGUGGACGCGCAGAUGAGCGAUCCCGAGAAGGAAACGCUGCAGCUCAUGCAGUCCAAAGAUGGCAAACGCUGUCCCAACUGCCACUUGGUCGUCGAGAAGGACGGUGGCUGUCCGUCUAUGUUUUGUCCCUCCUGCAAGAAGUACUUCAACUGGGACACUGCUGCGAGUGCUGUGCCGGGGACAAAGAAAGCCCGGCCGGUGCUGAGUGGACGCGGGUAUUGGCAGACGCCAGGAACGGUGGUGUGCGAAGUAGAUAGAUUGGAGGGGAAGGUGACGGACGUUGCGGACGCAGUAAUGGGUGAAGGCGCCUUGGAGAAUUUUGAUCGCUUUCUGAUGGAUCCGCCGCUGGGAAGGAUUGAGGCGGAUGGAUGGGGGCAUCUCCCACUACCUGAUGAAGAUGAUGCGGAUUUAUGA
This is a messenger RNA of Ascochyta rabiei, 1206 nucleotides long. RefSeq names its product RBR-type E3 ubiquitin transferase. The transcript has a single exon. The coding region runs from base 1 to 1206 and encodes 401 amino acids. Gene Ontology annotation, cellular component: ubiquitin ligase complex; cytoplasm. Gene Ontology annotation, biological process: ubiquitin-dependent protein catabolic process; positive regulation of proteasomal ubiquitin-dependent protein catabolic process; protein polyubiquitination. Lineage: Eukaryota; Fungi; Ascomycota; Dothideomycetes; Pleosporales; Didymellaceae. Gene Ontology annotation, molecular function: zinc ion binding; ubiquitin conjugating enzyme binding; ubiquitin protein ligase activity. The record is from RefSeq and is a predicted model, not a curated record.